AUGUUCUUUAAUGAAUUAAGUCCGAUCUAUUUUGAAGUACCUAUCAGCCGCAAUCAAACAGAAACUGUAUGGGUGACUGAUAGUGUUACCAUGGCAUAUGUGAGACGUCGUAUUAAUGAAAUUAGUGGGAACUAUUUGAUUGAACCAAACUACUUAUCAUCAUCAGCAAUAGGAGCACCCACAGCUGAUAUUAUUCCAACAUCAACAAAAUCAUUGAAUAUGGCUGAAAAUCAAUGUCAUGGUGGUUAUCCAUCAAGAAAUAUUCUGAUAGUUUUUGGUUUGGGUAUGGUUCUAAUUAUCGUACUUUUGUUACUUAAUUGCUAUGGAAUGAUAGUAAUACGACGAUCACGACAUCGUAAAGACAUUGAAAACAUUUCAGCUGACCCAUUAGAGUUACAUGGCAUGUUUCCUGAUUUAAAUCAAAGAACUCGACAACAAAGUCAACAAGAAAUUCAUCAUUUAACAUGUCAACAAUAUUCGAAAUAUGAUGAAAUGGAUGCUCCUCUAUGUUCAUGUGCUUAUCGUCCAUAUAAAUCACCGUUCUGUUGUUGGUCUUUAUCAAAAGCAAUUAUAUAUACGUUUGAUGAACGUUUAACUGAUCAUCCACAUGGUAUUGCCCAAUAUUUAGCAAUAACUAAAUGGGCACAUGGUAUUGAAAACAGUUGA
This is a messenger RNA of Rotaria sp. Silwood2, 666 nucleotides long. The record is from the annotation of a GenBank genome assembly. Lineage: Eukaryota; Metazoa; Rotifera; Eurotatoria; Philodinida; Philodinidae.